Molecule: messenger RNA, 2853 nt
Organism: Myotis brandtii (Brandt's bat)
Lineage: Eukaryota; Metazoa; Chordata; Mammalia; Chiroptera; Vespertilionidae
Gene: S1PR1
Product: sphingosine-1-phosphate receptor 1
Exons: 3
Coding region: 382-1506 (374 amino acids)
Biological process (GO): sphingosine-1-phosphate receptor signaling pathway; angiogenesis
Cellular component (GO): membrane
Molecular function (GO): sphingosine-1-phosphate receptor activity
Source: RefSeq, a predicted model, not a curated record
GCUCCGGUUUCAUAGUGAAUCCCGAGGCAGAAGCACAUUGGAGCAACCACAGUGUGUUCAGCCCUGUCGCAUAUGUCCCAAACGGCGCAUGGUAUUUUCACUGGCGAGCCUCACAGAGACACACGGAAGCAUGCAUAAAGAACAGCAGCGCUGCUUUGAAAUUCGAGAUUUGGAGUGGGGCUACUCCAGAGUGGUCAUCAGGCUGUAACGGAGGUGCCAUGGGAAGUAAGGCUGCGGUUCCGGAGGCCCUGUCCAGCCUGGAGACGCGGAAAGCCGGGACCUCUGACUUCCAAGCUCUCCGCCUCCGCCUCGCCCUCCAGCGCCCUCUAGCGUCCGCCGGGGCAGCGCCGCUCGGGAAAGGCGCCGGACGCAGGGCGCGCCAUGGGGUCCACCAGCAGCGCGCUCUCUGACUACUCCAACUAUGACAUCAUCAUCCGGCAUUACAACUACACCGGGAAGCUGAAUCUGGGCCAGGACAAGGACAGCGGCCUCAAGGUGACGUCCGCGGUGUUCAUCCUCAUCUGCUGCUGCAUCAUCCUGGAGAACAUCUUCGUCUUGCUGACCAUUUGGAAAACCAAGAAGUUCCACCGGCCCAUGUACUACUUCAUCGGCAACCUGGCCCUCUCGGACCUGCUGGCGGGGGUGGCCUACAUCAUGAACCUGCUCUUCUCCGGGGCCAACACCUACAAGCUGACGCCCGCGCAGUGGUUCCUGCGCGAGGGCAGCAUGUUCGUGGCGCUGUCCGCGUCCGUGUUCAGCCUGCUGGCCAUCGCCAUCGAGCGCUACAUCACCAUGCUGAAGAUGAAGCUGCACCACGAGAGCAGCAGCUCGCGCUCCUUCCUGCUCAUCAGCGCCUGCUGGGUCAUCUCGCUGGUGCUGGGCGGCCUGCCCAUCAUGGGCUGGAACUGCCUCGGCCUGCUGCCCAGCUGCUCCACGGUGCUGCCGCUCUACCACAAGCACUAUAUCCUCUUCUGCACCACGGUCUUCACCGUGCUGCUGCUCUCCAUCGUCAUCCUCUACUGCAGGAUCUACUCGCUGGUGCGCACGCGCAGCCGCCGCCUGACCUUCCGCAAGAACGCGUCCAAGGCCAGCCGCAGCUCGGAGAAGUCGCUGGCGCUGCUCAAGACGGUGAUUAUCGUGCUGAGCGUCUUCAUCGCCUGCUGGGCGCCGCUCUUCAUCCUGCUGCUGCUGGACGUGGGCUGCAAGGUGAGGACCUGCAACAUCCUCUUCAAGGCCGAGUACUUCCUGGUGCUGGCGGUGCUCAACUCGGGCACCAACCCCAUCAUCUACACGCUCACCAACAAGGAGAUGCGCCGCGCCUUCAUCCGCAUCAUGUCCUGCUGCCGGUGCCCCAGCACCGACACCCCCGGCAAGUUCAAGCGCCCCAUCAUCGCUGGCGUGGAGUUCAGCCGCAGCAAGUCCGACAACUCCUCGCACCCCCAGAAGGACGACGGGGACAACCCAGAAACCAUCAUGUCGUCUGGGAACGUCAACUCUUCUUCCUAAAACGGGAAGCAGCCAGCCCAUGGGGAGUGUUCUUGCAUGGUCACCCACCGCCCAGUGUUUGGAAAAACAUCUCCGUGCCGGGGGCCUGGACUGCUGCCAGGGUGGAGCUGCCGGAGCCGGAGCCGGAGGGGGGGCGGGGCGAGCGAAGGGCCGUGACGCCGGGUUGGGGUCGGAGGGUACAGUGAGUCCUGUGAACAAUGCGCCGGGAAGGGUGGAGAGCGGUCCGCGGGCCUGAAGUCUGCUUCCUCUCCCUGAGCUUUGAUUUUGCACUGAGCCAGAGGUUAGCAUGGCCCAGCUCCCGAAGGGUUCGCUCGGCCCCUCCUCGAAGACCGAGGUCGCCUUGGAGCGUGUCCUGGAGCUUUGAGGAGAAGAUGUUUUUUCACUUGAGUUUCCAGCCACGUGUGCACUUCUGCUUCUCUAGGGAUGCUCCAGCCCGCACCCCACCCCUCCUUCCCCUGCGCACCCUCCUCGACAUCCUCCGACUGGGCAUCAUCAGAGCUGGGGUGGCCUGAUCCAUUUCUCCAGCAUCUGUGGCUGGUGGGCUGUGUCCAGGAAGCAGACAGAGGAGCUGGAGACGGUUCGGACAUGGGAGGCAGUUUCAUUUGCUGAGGCCAAAGUUUCCACGCAAGCUGGAUCCGUUGUUUUUGGAAUUUGGUUGUAGUCACUUUGAGGUUUUUUGUUUUUUUUUUUACAUCUUUACAAUGGAAUGCGUUACAGUAUCCUGCCAUUGUGCCUGAAAUCUGCAUGGGGAAGCCCAGCUUAUCUAAUGGUAUCAGCCAGGACCCUUCGUGUCCCCGGGGAGACAAAGGCCCCACACAAGGAGAAAACCCGCCGCGGGCCGGGGAACUUUGUAAACCAGGAGGGAUUUCCUAACGAAUUUGCCUAACAGAUGCAACAUCGGUCUUUGGCACUUUUGUUGAUGUUUAUUACGGAGUGUGUGUGAAGCAUUUCAACCAAUGGUUGUAUCUUGUUGUGUUAAAAGUACUCUUCAUGAUGUUUGAAUGUAUUUGUUUCAGCAUUUUAUUGGAUUUUCCUAACCUGUGUUAACACCAUUGAAUGUGUAUUUCUUAAGAAAGUAUCACCCUCUAUGCCCUUAAAGCAUUACUUUAACUGGUAGGGAACCCAGAAGUUUCCAGUACAGCUGUUUUUUAAUAGUUCAUUGGGCAUGUGUGUAAAUGUUACAAAGAAUAAAAUGUAUUGCUGUCUCUUUAGUAUGGUUUUCAGUGCAAUUAAACCCAGAAAUGUCCUUUUUUUUAAAAAAAUAGUAUUUAAUAGUUUUCUGACUUUUGUGGAUCAUUUUGCACAUAGCUUUAUCAACUUUUAAACAUUAAUAAACUGAUUUUUUUA